Thamnophis elegans (Western terrestrial garter snake) is the source of this 1112-nucleotide messenger RNA. It is a transcript of the gene DNAJC4, whose product is annotated as DnaJ heat shock protein family (Hsp40) member C4. The record is from RefSeq and is a predicted model, not a curated record. The transcript is spliced from 7 exons. Lineage: Eukaryota; Metazoa; Chordata; Lepidosauria; Squamata; Natricidae.
UCCUUCGAGAAUACCCGGAUGUCGCUCCUUCCCUGCCCCCUCCCGCCUCCCUUUCGGGGCUCGCGGCAGGGAGAACAAAAUGGCGGCCGAGGUCGACGCACCCGUUGGAUGAGAACAGGAUUUGAAGAAAUGGCCUUGGCUAAUCUAUAUUUCCUUUGCCGUUGUUGCCAACUUUGCCAAAAUUCCCGGCAUCGGGCUUUUACUUCCGCGAUCUACGGCUGGUCUUCAGCCAGGCAUAUUAGCCACUAUGAAGUCCUGGGGAUCAAGCAGGAUGCUACCUCGAAGGAGAUCAAGCAAGCCUUUUUAGGAAAUCCAAACAGGUAACUCCAUCCCGACAGCAACCCCACCAACCCCGAGUUGCACAGCCAGUUUGUGAAGCUGAACGAGGCCUACAACACCUUGAGCAAAGAGAAAAGCCGCCGAGAUUACGACGCCCAGCAAACCAUCCAGAGGAGCCGGCUGGCAAGAAACCCACCGAGGUUCAGCCCGAGACCCCUUCGGCGAUCCUCACUUCCAUCGCCAGCCAAGGCACCAGGAGACCUGGAGCACCAGGGCUCCCGCAGACGUUCAGCUGAAGACCCUUUCACUUCCUAUCACUCUCAAGAAACGGGAAGAAAUCCAGAUCCCUUUGGAGACGACGCCUACUGGCAGGAAUUCCACAAAACGCCUCCGGAAUGGUAUUCAGACCACGAGUUCAAGAGGAGGCAGCAACGCAACUUGAGGACCGCAAUGUAUUGUUUGCUGAUCAUGUCCGGGAGUCUCUUCAUUCACUUCGUGUCCUACAAGCAGGUCGCGAAACUUCACACCGGCUUCAUGGACGAGGGGACCGCAUGAUCACCGAGGCCCUCAUUAAGGCAAAGCGCAAGCCAGAGCCAGACACGAAGAGCGUCUACGACGUCAGCGGCCCCCAAUCCCGGAGGAAGAACCCACCUCCCCUAAACCUCACUCCGAAAUCUUGGACUCAAAGGAUACGGCUCCCCCUGUCUGAACUGCCAAGUAAUCCAAUUGUAGCUGGCCCUUCUCCAACCUGUUGGCCGAGACCCUCGGCAUCUCCCCCUUCGGACCACCUUCCCCUGCUCCCCAAUUCUUGUCAAUAGAAGCCCUUCGCUGCA